Toxotes jaculatrix (banded archerfish) is the source of this 5827-nucleotide messenger RNA. RefSeq names its product G protein-coupled receptor 37b (gene gpr37b). Gene Ontology annotation, cellular component: signaling receptor complex; plasma membrane. Gene Ontology annotation, biological process: positive regulation of MAPK cascade; adenylate cyclase-inhibiting G protein-coupled receptor signaling pathway. Gene Ontology annotation, molecular function: prosaposin receptor activity; G protein-coupled peptide receptor activity. NCBI's taxonomy places the organism in Eukaryota, Metazoa, Chordata, Actinopteri, Toxotidae. The transcript is spliced from 2 exons. The record is from RefSeq and is a predicted model, not a curated record. The coding region runs from base 446 to 2326 and encodes 626 amino acids.
GACCCAACCCACUGAACUAACGCACCAACAUACACACUCUUUCUGGGUGCUAUUACCCACAGCUGGAAACUGGAUGCUGUGCGGAUCGGGUGUGUGGAUAUGCAACAAUUCUCUCUCUACCUCUCUUUGCCUCUUUCUCUCUGGAUCCGGACUCUGAUUCGCUGCGCUGCUCGGUAAUGUCAAGACUUUGGAAGCGGGAGUGACUCGGGGAGGAGGCUUGGAGAUUAUUGCAGCUGCAGCGCACAGUGCACCACGAGAAAUUGGGCUGUAACUUAAGUCUGCAGAGCUCACGCCGCGAAUGUAGCGAUUUACUUGAAACCGCGAGCUCCCCUCUGUGCUGAUUCCAACAUGGGUGUUGACUGAAUGGAAGAGUAUCCCCGCGCUGCCACAGAGGUAUGAGGAUGCACUUGUGAGGAUUAAAACUGAGCUCAGUAAUUCCUGGACCAUGCAGAUUCUGCCGACUAGGACGUUAUUUGUGUUACUAGCCCAUGCACAUGUAUUACUAUCUCUGAGAAACAAUGGAGAAGUACGAACUAAAGAGGACAGCAACACCAGCGCAUACUCUGCCCGGACUUUCCAUGGGUCACUGCGGGAGAGUCAUCAAAACAAAGCCUGGGACCGUGCGCUCUCGGCGGGAUAUGCCACAGGUGCGUCCUCGGCGGAACUGCAGGCGCAGCGGGCAAUAAUCCGAGGGACCCUUAACUCCACUCACGCCUGGAAAAGGGUAAUUGCAGGAGAAAUUAGGCGAAUUGGACACAACAAACGCGACUUCAAUAGGACUGUGACACCCAUGGAGGAUCCCAACGCCGUUCCUCAUUGGGACCCGACGCGCCACCAUAAUAAGAGGAUAAAGUUGAAUGGCGGUCUUAGUAGUACGAGGACGCCAGCAGGUGGACACUACAAUGUGGCUAAGCCCUCUUCAAUGGGCCUGGGAGAUGGAGGAGGGGGACCCGAGGAGGGCGACAGGCACAAGAGAGGCACAAAAGACGAGCAGAAGAAAGCCUGGAAGAGGGGGAGAAACCGGCUGAACAAAAGCGCAGUGUUUUUGGCUCAACCUCACGCGUCGCCGUGGGAACCCAUCCCCAAGCCGGUGGCCCUCACCUCCACCGAUAUGCCCUUUGACCUCUUCACCAGGAGGACCGAGUUCUUCACUUUCAGAGAGGAGAACCCCUGGGACGCCACGCCGAUCACCCCUCCCAACUCGCAGGAUUUCGGGGAAGAGAUCAGGAACCCCUUUUACCCGGUGACAAGUGAGACUUAUGGCGCGUACGCGAUCACUUGCGUGUCCGGGGUUAUUUUCCUCGUGGGGAUAGCGGGCAACAUUGCUAUCCUGUGCAUCGUGUGCCAGAACUACUACAUGAAGAGCAUCUCCAACUCUCUGCUGGCUAAUUUGGCUGUCUGGGAUUUUGUGCUCAUCUUCUUCUGCCUGCCCAUGGUUGUUUUCCAUGAACUGACCAAGUCCUGGCUGCUGGGAGAAUUCACCUGCAAAGUGGUGCCCUAUGUGGAGGUGGCGUCUUUGGGUGUAACUACCUUUACCCUGUGCGCUCUGUGCAUCGACCGCUUCCGUGCGGCCACCAAUGUCCAGAUGUACUAUGAGAUGAUCGAGAACUGCACGUCGACUACUGCCAAGCUUGCUGUCAUCUGGAUCGGUGCCCUCCUCUUGGCCCUCCCGGAGCUCCUCAUUCGACAGAUGGUGGCAGAGGACACAGGAAUCCCAGACGAGCCUCCUGUUGAACGCUGUAUCAUCAGGAUAUCCACCUCACUUCCUGACAUGCUCUACGUGCUGGGCCUGACCUACGAGGGUGCGCGGCUGUGGUGGUGCUUUGGCUGCUACUUUUGCUUGCCCACCCUCUUCACCAUUGGGUGCUCAUUGGUAACCGCGCGCAAGAUUCGGCGUGCAGAGCAGGCCAGUGUGCGCAGCAACAAGAAGCAGAUCAGGCUGGAGAGCCAGAUGAACUGCACUGUUGUGGCGCUGGCAAUCGUCUACGGUGCGUGUGUGGUGCCUGAGAACAUCUGCAACAUAGUUUCAGCGUACAUGGCGGCCGGUGUUCCUGAGCACACCAUGUCUGUACUCCAUCUUCUCUCCCAGCUGCUGCUCUUCUGUCGGGCCGCUGUGACGCCGGUGCUGCUGCUUCUCCUGUGUCGCCCGCUGGGCAGGGCCUUCCUAGACUGCUGCUGUUGCUGCUGCUGCUGUAACCACGCGCCCUCUUCAGCCACGGCUAGUGACGAUAACGAGCACGAGUGCACCACCGAGCUGGAGCUGUCGCCGUUCAGUACCAUCCGCAGGGAGUUGAGUAACUACACACCUGCUGGCUCCAACUGCUAAACUGACAUUCCUCAUCAGGGAUGGAGAUUUCACUAGCCUGCUAUCUGCCUGUGGCUAGUAGUCCUGAGACUUGGCUAGGAGAGAUUUGCCUUACCUAGUCUGGUCACAUUUUUAAAUGGGUGCAUGAUGGGAGUUGGGCACUGAAUAAUCACAUUCAGUCAGUGUCCUAUGUCCUCAACUUUCAGUGCUUAUAAUAAUACUGUACAUUUACAGUGACUGUAUAACCCUUAUUUCCCAGGAAAGCUAACGAAAAGCAAAAUCUUCUUUUCAGUCAUGCCCUGGGGUGCUCUUAAAACAGGGUCAGUACAUAUUUUUAGUAAUCCUGCCUGAAACCUUACAAACCUCCCUUCUGUAAACCUUGUUCGCCUAAAUAUCUUUGGACAGUUGGGAUGGUCUCUUAACCUCUCUGAUGUCUGGUUCCUCUCAAGAGGUUUGAAUCAAGUUCAUUUCUUUUAUUUAACUUGAUUCUGAGGCAGAGAAACUAAGAAGAACAGAACUGCUGGCCUCAUGCUAUUAGUGACAGAUAAAGGAUAUUUAUAUUGUACAAUGCACAAAUGAUUGUGCAGAAUAUGUCACAGUAAGUUAAAAUUAACGAAACAGUUUGUGAUGAUAAAUGUGUUUGGCCACCAUAAAUAAUAUUUAUGUAUGGGAAACUCUGUACGUCAAAUCUUAGGGGGAAAUUAAUUAAUCAAUGCCAAUCACCUUCCAAAUGUGCCACUGGUGAAAUUAUGGGGACUUAACUAAUUAAUCAGAGAGCAACCGUGUACAAUAAUUCAAACACAGUAUCCAGUAGACUGACACUGCCUAUAGAUGUACAGGGCUCAGUUUACAGACUACAUCAGCUGCAAAUGUACAGUUUAUAAAAUGGUGCACACAUGGGAACAAGGCUUCUGAUAACUAAACUAGCGCAGGGCGUCUCAACAGUAAUGACACUUUGCAAGAGGAAAACACAAAGAAGAGAUAUUGCAUUGGAGAAUCCAAAUGUACACAACACUUACACUGUAUACUGAAAAAUCUCCAGCUGACUCAAACAUAACUGGGCUGGUCUCAGAGAACAACAACAUGGACUUGAGCAGAAUUAAAUGGUUUGGAAUGGACUAAUUGAAAUCACAUUAGAGUUGAAUGGAGUGGAAUGGAAUCAGAUGACACACUACAGAUUAAAUUGAGUGAAGUGAAUAUGAAGUGGAACGUAAUGGAACAUAACACGGUAGAAUAUGACUGAAAGGGAUGGACUCGGUGCGAACUGGACUGAAAAUGAAUAUCUGCACUACACUGUUGUAUCAUGUUACGCCUUACACUUCGGGCUGUAUAUAUACUGUACACUUUCUUUGGUGCUCUUAUGAUGAAUGCGCUGUAAACAACAAAUCCAUUGGUUCGACUUAGAAUCACAAGUAAUUGAGCUGCGUGGUAUGUUUCUGGUCAAGAAGACAGAUUGCAGUUAUCAGUGACUCUGGAACACACGAACAAUAGUGAGGUAAAAGGGGAAAAAAAAUCAAUGCAGAGUUUCACUGAACCACAGACAGAGUUCAAACAGAUCAUCUCAAUUUUGAAUAUAAAUACCGCCUUCAUUAAGAAUGACAGUUGCUUGGCAGCUACACGCAGCAACAACACUGUUCCAACAAAAUAAAAGUCUGAUGUUAGAUUACUAGGACUACCUAGUCCUAUGCAGCAACACAGUGUUGUUUCCUUAUGUCAUCUACAUGGCUCAUCAGCUUGUGGAAAUUCCGACUUUAUGCAAAGGACAUGCAGCAUUAGCUUCAGUCUUUUAUCACAAUAUCAUGUUUGAAGCCAUCUAGUGCAUAUUUCACCUUUAUAGGGUUCCCGUUCUCAGAUGAGUCCGAGAGAAAGAUUAAAAAGUCAGCCAGAGUCUGCUGUUAGUUUAGUUAGUUAGCUACAGCUAAGAAACUCCUCCAGUGACAGAUGUUAUUGCUGCCAACAAAAUCAACAGUUGCCAGCUAGAAAUAAGAGGAUACCUUUGUCUACAUAAGUCUGAAAUGGAGAAUCCAGUGUGAGUGUCAGUUAUUACUGAGAAAUUCUGCCUCUGUUAUCAUUGUAACCUGCAUAUGUGUUGUGCAAGAAUGGAAAAAGCCGCAGGCGUAGCAACAGCCCUAAGGGAUGCAGGGAACAGUCAAUUUUACAGUGUAAAAUUCUUGACCUCUAAUGCCCUUCGCAGUUUCAUUACUUGGGUUUUUAAGGAGAAUCAAUGAGAUGUUUUUCACAGUGUAUAAAUUUACAAGUGUAUUGUACUGUAAAUCUGUUUUCUUAAUCCUAUUAAUCAGACCUGGGUCAAAACAAGGUUCAAACCACUAUGUUCACUUAUCACAAUGCAGGUAAAUUGAAGUUAUACUGAAAAUAGAACAGCCCAGACAUUUGUUACCAUGAGAUGUAUGAAGAGGACUUUUGAGGAUGAUUAAAAUUAGUCUUAAAAACCUUAAUUUUGUUUGUUAAACAUAAUUAAAAAAAAAAAAUCUUCAUUCUUUAAAUGUUUAUAACUGAGACAUAUUGGUGGUGAACUCCAUAAUGACCCAGGUGUGAUGUUCAUUGGUAUACUGUAUAUUGCGAUGAAUCUUUCACGUACGAUUCUGCACUGCCAAACACCUUCUCUAUGUCUGUCUCUUGUGCUCUUGUGGUAGUAGCACACUAUCUCUGGGAGCCUCUCUCAGCGCGGAGGUCAGUUUGCUCUCGGCUCCAUCAGUACAGGGAGAAGAAUAUUAGUACAAAACAUAAAUCAUGAAAGGUUUGACAGCACACAGGGCCAGCCAUACUCAAAAUAUACACGUACACUAUGGAGAGAAACUGUGGAUAAAGGAUCGGUUUUUUUUUUCGUGCCCCAGCUCGAGGCAGCAGCCCUUUGGCUCUAAUGAACUCCAGUUUAUGAGCUCCAAGAGAUCCAGGUGGAUGUAGCCUCUGGUUGGCACUGCCUGCAGUUCUCCAUGUUAAUAAGGAAAAUGGGCAAGAACACAGCAGCUCUGCAACAUAAUGCCCCACAGCCUGUUUGACAACUCUUUUUUAUUGCCAUCACUAUCAAGGUAUUGUGGAUCAAUGUGUAAACCUGUCUAGGGGUUUUACUUUAUAUGCCCUUGCACAAGCUGAGUUUUUCCCAUUAAAUCAUCUCAGUGUGCUGACGUCUGGAAAUCCCACCUGUUUUCUUGAUGGGACUCGUGCGUAAACUGACCUCCUGAACCUACUUAACUUUUUUUUUUCCUGCAUAUUUCUGGGAGUGUAGCUCAUUCUAAAUGGCUCAGUGUGUAGUAACGUGGUUCAAACUAUUGAUGAAGUGAUUCUUGUAAAUCAGUCAGUGAGACGUUUAUUCUGAACUUUGUGAGUAUCCUCUUCACUCUGAGCAAAAUAUGUCUGUAUUUGAUACCUUAAAAUGUAAGCACACGGCCACUAUUGUCUCUAAGUCUAGUCACUGGUUUCUAAAUAGCUUUUUAUAUAGCCAAAAACUGUCCCUUUGUUUAUCAAAGAACUCUAUCUUGAAAACUGUAUAUUAAAAUCCUA